This is a messenger RNA of Plasmodium gonderi, 2088 nucleotides long. RefSeq names its product lysophospholipase. The record is from RefSeq and is a predicted model, not a curated record. Bases 1 to 2088 code for a protein of 695 amino acids. Lineage: Eukaryota; Apicomplexa; Aconoidasida; Haemosporida; Plasmodiidae. Gene Ontology annotation, molecular function: lipase activity. Gene Ontology annotation, cellular component: membrane. The transcript has a single exon.
AUGGCAGAGGUCGCAAAUAAACAACUCAGAAGGGCCGGUCAAAAUAAACCCACAAAUAGGGAUGUCAAUAGAGAGGCCAAUAGGAAUACCAACAGAUCCUCAAAUCAUAUCGCAAAUAAAACUCCAAACAAUGUCGCAAAUAAAACUCCAAACAAUGUCGCAAAUAAAACCCCUAACAAUGUUGCAAAUAAAACCCCUAACAAUGUUGCAAAUAAAACCCCUAACAAUGUAGGAAAUAAAACCCCUAACAAUGUAGGAAAUAAAACCCCUAACAAUGUAGGAAAUAAUAGAACCCCAAACCAUAUCGAAAAUAAAACUUCCAACUAUACCGAAAACAAAACCACAAAUGAGACCACAAGUAAUGUCGUGAAUAAUAUCUCAAACAAGUCCCCAAAUGAAACCGUAAAUCAUGUCGCAAGCGAGACUAUAAGUAAGGCCACAAAUGACACUACAAGUAAGGCAACAAAUGAGACUACAAAUAAUGUCACAAAUGAGACUAUAAGUAAUGUCACAAAUGAGAAUAGAAGUAAUGCCACCAACAAAACCACAAGUAAGGCAACAAAUGAGACUAUAAGUAAUGCCACCAACAAAACCACAAGUAAGGCAACAAAUGAGACUAUAAGUAAUGCCACUAGCAAAACUACAAAUAAAUCUCUAAACGAAGGUACAAAUAAUGCCAUUAACGAAACCACAAGUAAGUCUCUAAACGAAGGUACAAAUAAUGCCAUUAACGAAACCACAAGUAAGUCUCUAAACGAGGGUACAAAUAAUGCAGCUAACAAAACCACAAGUAAGUCUCUAAACGAGGGUACAAAUAAUGCAGCUAACAAAACCACAAGUAAGUCUCUAAACGAGGGUACAAAUAAUGCAGCUAACAAAACCACAAGUAAGACUACAGAUGAGACUACAAUUAAGGCUACAAAGGAGGGUACAAGUAAGGACGCUAACGAAACCUCAAACCAAAGAAGCAACCUGAAAAGAGGAUCAUUCGUAAGCAGGGAUGGGCUAGAAUUAAAGACAUACGAAUGGGUGGUCAGUAACCCAUGCGGUAUCAUAAUAUUAGUGCAUGCAUUAAAUUCACACGUGAGAUUUGAAUAUCUUAAGCUUAACGCAAAAAUUGAAAGUAAUGAAAAGGCAACUCUGAUAGAUGCAGAUAACUAUUAUCUAUACGAAGGAAGUUGGAUAGAAAGAUUAAACAAGGAAGGAUAUUCAGUAUACGGAUUAGAUAUGCGUGGUCAUGGGGAAUCGGAAUGUGUUCUUAAUGUCAAAACGCAUGUAAAUGAAUUUAAAGAUUUGAUUAAUGACGUAUUACAGUAUAUAAAUAUCGUUCAUGAUUCGUUAUACACUGAUGAGGAGAAGCAUUCCAGUGGUGGUAACACUGCAUCAACGAGUAAUGUUAACAAAAAUCAUAAUGAAAGAAGCAAUAAAGCAGAAAACACAAUAUCAACUAAGGCGAAAAAAAAUAAUUCUGAAAAUAAUAACCUGCCAUUCUAUUUAAUGGGUUUAUCCAUGGGAGGAAAUAUCGUUUUAAGAAUCCUAGAAUUAAGAGAAAAAACAGAUGAUGAAAAUAUCAAGAAACUGAAUAUCAAAGGAGUGGUAAGUCUAGCAGGAAUGAUUUCAUUAGAUGACUUAAAAAAAAAAACAGAAUAUAAAUAUUUUUACAUACCAAUAUCAAAAAUUGCUUCCACUCUUUUGCCAACCAUGAGACUUAGCCCUGUUCUAAAAUUUGAAAAAUUCCCAUAUAUUAAUGACCUAUUUAGUUUUGAUAAGAAUUGUUGCCCCAAGCCAGUAACAAAUCGAUUUGGAUGCGAACUUUUGAAAGCCGUAGAUGCACUACAAAAAGAUAUAAAGUUUAUCCCUGAAGAUGUACACAUUCUAAUUAUUCAUUCUGUUUUGGAUAGUGCAUGUUCCUAUGCUGGGGUAUCCACAUUUUUUAAUAAAAUCAAAUCAGAGAACAAGGAAUUAUUUACUAUUGAUGAUAUGGAUCACAUACUUCCGUUGGAACCAGGAAAUGAAAGGCUUCUAAACAAAAUUAUAGAUUGGUUAUCCAACAUGGGAAUGAAGAAAAAACACAUUUCAUGUGCGUAA